Messenger RNA from Yamadazyma tenuis ATCC 10573, 878 nucleotides. It is a transcript of the gene RPL6, whose product is annotated as 60S ribosomal protein eL6. NCBI's taxonomy places the organism in Eukaryota, Fungi, Ascomycota, Pichiomycetes, Serinales, Debaryomycetaceae. Gene Ontology annotation, molecular function: structural constituent of ribosome; RNA binding. Gene Ontology annotation, biological process: cytoplasmic translation; ribosomal large subunit assembly. The record is from RefSeq and is a predicted model, not a curated record. Gene Ontology annotation, cellular component: ribosome; cytosolic large ribosomal subunit.
UACUACACUCUUAAAAUUUUUCUUCAAUUUACUAUCAUAAAUUAAAGAUGUCUCAAUCCGCUCCUAAAUGGUACCAGUCUGAAGACGUUCCAGUCCCAAAGCAAUCUAGAAAGACUGCUCGUCCACAAAAGUUACGUGCCUCUUUGGUUCCAGGUACCGUCUUGAUCUUGUUGGCCGGUAGAUUCAGAGGUAAGAGAGUUGUUUACUUGAAGAACUUGGAAGACAACACUUUGUUGGUUUCCGGUCCAUUCAAGAUUAACGGUGUUCCAUUAAGAAGAGUUAACGCUCGUUAUGUCAUCGCCACUUCCACCAGAGUCAGUGUUGACGGUGUUGAUGUUUCUAAAUUCAACGUCGAAUACUUUGCCAGAGAAAAGACUCCAAGAGCCAAGAAGUCCGAAGCUGAAUUCUUUGAUGAAUCUGCUCCAAAGAAAGAAAUCAAAGCCGAAAGAGUUGCUGACCAAAAGGCUGUUGACUCUUCUUUAUUAUCCGAAAUCAAGAAGACCCCAUUGUUGAAGCAAUACUUGUCUGCUUCAUUCUCAUUAAAGAAUGGUGAUAGACCUCACUUGUUAAAAUUCUAAAUUUAAUUUUAGUUGUUUAUAUUAAUGAAAUUUUAAAAGAGGUGGUUAUAUCAUUAUUUCUCUUUGUAUAUUUAAUACACUUAUAACACGUUAAACUAAUAGCUUUUGCAGUAUAAAUAAUAUUCUCAUUAAAUAUGUACUUGAAUAUUUGAGUGAUUUUUGAUAAACCUAUCCAAAGAACUACAAAUGAAACAUGAGUACAGUAUUGGUAGCAUGAUACAUGUUGAUACUUUCUACAUCCGUAUAAUUGGAAAAUAAGAUGCUUAUACUUACUUUACCAAACUAUCUCGCAAUAACCAG